AUGUUCAUUUUACAGCGAUAUUCCGUGACAGUCAGCCAUAAUUCACCAAUGCAUAUCUGUCAUGAACCGUCACAUAUUGCCUAUUCUCCUUUCGACAAUUACCGCAUCGAAACACUUGAGCUUUUCUAUAUCUAUCUACCUAUCUAUCUAUCUAUCUAUCUAUCUAUCUAUCUAUCUAUCUAUCUAUCUAUCAGUUUAUUAUCCAUCUAUCUACGACAAAAGAUCUCACUUUCUCUAUAUCUAUCUAUCUAUCUAUCUAUCUAUCUAUCUAUCUAUCUCAGGAUGGAUCAACCUAUUUAUCUUAAUCAUUUAAUGCUUAGCAAUCUUUUAUCAUUAACUAUGUUAAAAUGCUUGUAUAUGUUUUAUCCCAGUAUACGCAUAAGUUCUCAUGACAGUUUUGCAUAUCUAUCUAUCUAUCUAUCUAUCUAUCUAUCUAUCUAUCUAUCUCCAUAUAUAUAUAUAUAUAACAGGAUCGCCGACGCUUGCAAUCUUAUAUAA
Acanthosepion pharaonis is the source of this 498-nucleotide messenger RNA. Lineage: Eukaryota; Metazoa; Mollusca; Cephalopoda; Sepiida; Sepiidae. The record is from the annotation of a GenBank genome assembly.